This is a messenger RNA of Penicillium odoratum, 825 nucleotides long. RefSeq lists its product as uncharacterized. Bases 1 to 825 code for a protein of 274 amino acids. Lineage: Eukaryota; Fungi; Ascomycota; Eurotiomycetes; Eurotiales; Aspergillaceae. The transcript has a single exon. The record is from RefSeq and is a predicted model, not a curated record.
AUGCACUCGCAAUUUAAACUUCUCCAAGCCGCGCUGAUAGCCGGCUGGAUGACCGUUGCCACUGCUAGUUCUGGCGUCUUUGAAGUGGACUUGAUAUUCCCACGCAAUGAAACGUACACUCCCUCACCGCUGAUGCCUAUGGUAUUUGCGCUUCAGAAUCCGAGUAUGGCUGUUCCGAUGGAGGCUUUAAUCGAAUGGCAACUUUUGGAGGGAGGCAACAUUAGUGCCCCAGGCUCCAUUCUAAGCGGGGCCCUUGAACUGGACCUGAUGAGCUCGUUGAACGUCUCGACUGACUUGGAUAAGGCUACGCUGGACCUCCCUGGCUACCCUCUUCUGGUCACCCGUUACCUCGACACCUUUUCCUACCCCGACGGCUCUUGGAAUUUUGAAUGGACUCUGCAAGUCUCCAAUUGCACUUAUGGGAACUACGCGCCAAAUGUCUUGCAGAUGACGAACAACGUCACCUUCACCACCAGCAAAUUAGGGAAAGCGCCCGAUCUUGUGGCGGCAACAUCUGCUAGGACGUGCGACACCGCGGAAGGCUAUGCGUUCAACGCGACUAGUAUUGAAGCAACUUGCGGCGUACUUGGGCCUACCCCAACCACCAACCUGUGCGCUAUCACUAUCGAUUCGGCAGCUGAAUCCAGUUUAAUGGCAUUGGCCACCGCCCAGGCCUGCUCGAUUCUACAGCGCCCGAUAAACCCCAAUGUUACCUGUCCGUCUUCAACGCCCUUAAGCAAUACUGCGGGUCAAUCUCGCAUUACAGCGGUACCAGUAUUGCUUAUGGUGCUCGCUAUGCUGACCAUAAUGGCUUAUUUUGGAUGA